AUGAGUUGUUCAACGCCAGCUAAUCCUUUUAAAGCGGAAAACCCAUUUACAUCAAAGUCUGCUUCAUCUGUAGACUCAUCAAUGCAUGUGGAGAGUCCAGGUCGGCGAUUUCUAUCAGCGAGCUUGUUUGCAUCGCCGCUGGAUCCGUCAGUACAUGAUAGCAGUGCAAGUCACUGAUUUCGCUCCAAAAACCCGUUCGCAUCGGAGAGUCAACAGGAUACUUACUCCACUGAUUUGUUUACACACCGCCCGAAGUUAAGCAAGCCUAUUAAAAAUCCUGCGGAUUAUGAUGGUACUCAGUCGCUACGUGAUUAUUUGAAACACUUUGAGCGUUGCUCUGUUGUUAAUGGUUGGAACCAAGAAGAAGCCGCUCUAUUUCUUGCUGCAGGCCUUCGAGGAGAAGCCCAAAAGGUGCUUAAUGGUAUGUCUGAUAGCGAUUGUCGAACUUACGCCAAAAUUGUUGAAAAAUUGGAGCUUCGGUUUGGUGUUGAAAAGCAGCGUGAGUUACACCAAGUACGCCUUCAUAACCGUCGCCAACUGGAAAACGAAAGUGUUCAAGCUCUUGCUGCAGAUAUUCGCUCUCUGUCAAGUUUAGCUUAUCAGGACUUAUCUCCGGUCACUCAAGAAAGAUUUGCCGUCCAGCACUUCAUUGAUGCACUCAAGGAUCGAGACGACAGGCUUAAAUUACGUAGAGAUAAACCUCGCACCUUAGAUGACGCCCUGUCGCUGGCUUGUGAACUUGAGGCGUUUCGUCUCGUGGAUGGAGACGAGCGGAGAAGCCCUCUUCAUGUUCGCUCUGUGGAUGAAGUUGAUAAAGAGCCUGAUUUGCUUAAAGCUCAGCUGGAUAUGUUACGUUCUGACAUUCGAGUGCAACAACAACGUCAGGAGACUCAGCAAGUUGCUAUGCAACAGUUAGUUGAGCAGAUACCGCAGCUCUCCAAGUCGCUCUCUUUGAACACCUCUGGUAGCCAACAGCGAUUACCUCCUUCACGUUACUCCAACCGCAAUGUUCAAUGCUAG
Messenger RNA from Porites evermanni, 1020 nucleotides. The record is from the annotation of a GenBank genome assembly. Lineage: Eukaryota; Metazoa; Cnidaria; Anthozoa; Scleractinia; Poritidae.